AUGGUCCACGGCGUCGACAUACUAAUCCCAGGCGAAGUCUUUUGGUGCGACCAUUCUGCACGGUUGAAAGAGUGUGGUUAUGAGCUCCGGCGGCGCUUCCAGCCUGACUGGGCCCCUUCAUGGAUAGGCGCCAAGAAGGACUCCGGUAUUUACAUGGACGCAAAGGAUACUUCCACCGGACAAAUUGUUGCGAUGAAAAUUAUCGUACACGAAGACUCACCAGACGAAUUGGCCAUAGGUACCCUUCUCAGCAGCGGAGAAAGGUCUUCAAAUAACCGAAAUCAUUGCGUUUCCAUCCUUCGUACACUUCCCAUCCCCAACCGGGAAGGGGAGGUUAUCAUUGUAAUGCCGUAUCUACGAGCACGGUACGACCUCAAGUUCAAAGCCAUCGGUGAGGGAGUCAAGUUCUUCAAAGAAAUGCUCGAGAUGUACGGGCCAGAUAGCUUUCAUCCUCAAGAAUAA
Molecule: messenger RNA, 462 nt
Organism: Desarmillaria tabescens
Lineage: Eukaryota; Fungi; Basidiomycota; Agaricomycetes; Agaricales; Physalacriaceae
Exons: 3
Coding region: 1-462 (153 amino acids)
Source: RefSeq, a predicted model, not a curated record